UCAGUGUCUCUCUGUGUGUGAAGCAUGAAGGGAGCAGUAAUCUUCCGAUGAUCACCUGUGCUGUACAUAAACGGAUUUAGUCUUUUAUUUCGGGUGGUUUCUGUGUGAUCUACGUUUCAUCUCCAUCAAAAUGGCGAGAAUAGCAUACUCAUACGCAGUCAAAUCUCAUAUUCGCACCAAAGAAUCGCAAGCUUUGUACACCACACUUCUAACUCAGAAGGCGAAGAAGUAUCAUGAUGGUUUUUUGCAACUAGCAAUAACUGGGUCUCAUUUCAAGCAGAUAAUACUGUUGGAUUCAAGCAGUAAUCAGUUAAAUAGGAGGGCAUGCCCUUCAGAAUUGUUAUACCUUUUGUCAAAUUCCAAAAGGCUUUAUAUGGGAUGUUGGCAUGAGGUUUGGAAUUAUGUUGGAGACAGAGGACUCCGGCAAGUGCAGGCAUGGGUUACCCUUGGCAGAGCUCAGUUAAAUUUUAGGGAACCUGAUAGUGCCAUUCAAAGCUUUGACAAAGCAUUAGCCAUCAAGCCUGAUUCUGAGGACGCUCAAGAUGACAUACUGUGAAAAGGCGAAAGCAUCUCCAUUCAUCAGGAGGUAAUUUGAUACUUAUGGUGCCUUGGUCCACACUCUCUCAUGGCUAAGAGAUUUAUGAAGGCAGAUUUUUCCGCGUCCAAAGUUAUUGGUGCAAUCU
Messenger RNA from Rosa chinensis, 683 nucleotides. RefSeq lists its product as uncharacterized. The record is from RefSeq and is a predicted model, not a curated record. Gene Ontology annotation, molecular function: protein binding. The coding region runs from base 131 to 556 and encodes 141 amino acids. Lineage: Eukaryota; Viridiplantae; Streptophyta; Magnoliopsida; Rosales; Rosaceae. The transcript has 7 exons.